CUCAUUGCAGCAGUUUUGGUACCAACCUAACUUCCUCUGUUCCAGCAGAACAUAGACUGAGAGAGAGAGAGAGAGAGAGAGAGAGAGAGAGUUUUAGGGAUGUCUGAUUGGGGCCCGGUGUUUGUGGCAGUGGUUCUGUUUGUGCUGUUGUCUCCAGGUCUGCUUUUCCAGUUGCCUGGGCGCCAUGGCUGCGUGGAGUUUGGGAGCUUUCAAACUAGUGGUGCAGCCAUCAUGGUUCACUCCCUCCUCUACUUUGCUCUCAUUUGCGUCUUCUUGUUGGCCAUCAAGGUCCAUUUUUACCUUGGUUAACUCUUUACCAGCUCCUCUGUUUUUGUGGUGAAAAUGGGACACCAAGGAAACAAGAAGAAAAUGUGGCCAACUUUGUUUUGAACAGAACAGAGUCCGAGGAAUAAUUAUUCUGUUUGGCUUCCAUUGUAACUUGUUAAUUACAGUUAAUGUUGUGUUUGUGAACUAAAGAUUGUUUAGUACUAAUAUCUAAGUGAGGCUUUGGUCAA
Prunus mume (Japanese apricot) is the source of this 515-nucleotide messenger RNA. RefSeq lists its product as uncharacterized. The record is from RefSeq and is a predicted model, not a curated record. NCBI's taxonomy places the organism in Eukaryota, Viridiplantae, Streptophyta, Magnoliopsida, Rosales, Rosaceae.